Eruca vesicaria subsp. sativa (arugula) is the source of this 501-nucleotide messenger RNA. Lineage: Eukaryota; Viridiplantae; Streptophyta; Magnoliopsida; Brassicales; Brassicaceae. The record is from the annotation of a GenBank genome assembly.
AUGAAGCUAGAAACUGCAGGUGAUUUGGGAAGAAAAGGCAAAAAAGAAGAGAGUGGGUCGAAGAAAAGAAGAAAGAGGUCGGAAGAGGAAGAAUCCAUUAAUGAAGAUGAUAUUCAGAAGCCAAGAGGUGUUGUUCAUGUUCGAGCUAAGAGGGGUCAAGCUACUGAUAGCCACAGUUUGGCUGAAAGGGUACGACGAGAGAAGAUAAAUGAAAGGCUGAAGUGCUUACAAGACCUUGUUCCCGGCUGCUACAAGACAAUGGGUAUGGCAGUGAUGCUUGAAGUCAUCAUAGAUUAUGUUCGAUCGCUGCAGAAUCAAAUCGAGUUUUUGUCCAUGAAACUCUCAGCGGCAAGUGCGUUUUAUGACCUUAAUUCUUUGGAUAUUGAGCCAAUGGAUAUACUUCAAGGAGGGAAUAUGUAUACUGCUGAAGAGAUGGAAAGGAUCUUAAGAGAAAGUCUAGGAACACAGCCUCCGAAUUUCAGUUCAACAUUUCCCUUUUGA